UUUACCAAGUCCGUCAUGUGACAUCUUCCUGCUUUGCAAGCAUUUGAAACGGCCUUUCCUUAAACGGGCUUCCUCAUUUUUUUUUCCCCUUUCUUUACUUUUUCUGGCCAACUUCAAGAACUGAGAAACAAAGUUAUUUAAUGUGCGGUUAACACUGGAAACAAUCUACUGUAAAAAGAUGGGCCUUCUUGUGUGCUGGUCUGAGAGCUCCUGGAUUUGUUACAUUAUGGCGACAAUCAGCUUCUUACUGACGUUCGGAUUUGUCUCAGGUGCCUUGGAGGAGGCUCCUUGUUCUAAGAAUCCUUCCCUGUUCAUUACCACACCAAGAAAGCUGGAAGCUUUGGGGGGAUCAUGUCUCCAAAUCCCAUGCACAUUCAAUCAAUCAAAAAAGCUUGAUUUUAAACAAAAUAUCUUUGGGAUAUGGAUCAAAAAGGAUUCUCGGUUUGAACAGAACACAGAAAAUGUGAUUUUCAACAGCAGUGGAUCGAUAAAAAAGUAUUCGCUGGAAAUUACGGGAAACCUGAAGAUGAAAAACUGCACAACCCUGUUUGACAAUUUAACUACACAACACACAGAAAAGUACUUCUUCAGAAUUGAGAAUGGACAGUUCAAGGCAACAGCUUCCUGCAGUGCACUUCAAGUUACAGUUACAGAUUCUCCUUGGCGUCCCAGCAUUAACAUCCCUGCUGAUCUGAAGGAGCAUCAGUCUGUCACUAUCAGCUGCUCAGCUUUGACUCCCUGUCCACACUCACCUCCUGAACUCACCUGGAAUCUCCAACAAGACUCUCACAGACAAACAGAGAAAAACACAGAGGGUACCUUUACAACUAAAACCCAGGAGACCAUCACUCUGUCAGACACACAUGAUGGAUACAACAUCAGAUGUUCUGCCACAUAUCCUGUGAAUGGAGGAAACAAGACAGCAGAGACAGAAGUGACUCUCAGUGUUUCAUAUGCUCCUAGAGACACCUCAGCAUCUAUCAGUCCAUCAGGUUUGGUGUCAGCAGGUAGCUGGGUGGAGCUGAACUGCUCCAGCAGAGCCAAGCCUCCUGCCAGCUUCACCUGGUUCAAGAACAGCAAACAUGGAGCCAUUAAUGUAUCUGUGGGGCAGGUUUACAGUCUACAGAUGACCAACCUGGCAGAUAUUGAAAGUCAUUACUGUGUGGCAACAAAUCUUCUUGGUAGUGAGAAAUCCACAUGGAGUCAUUUAAAAAGUCAAGGAAUGGAUGCAGUGACAUUAUGGGGAGCUGUUGUUGGGGGGUUUCUAGGGAUCAGCGUUGUGAUCUGUGUGGUCUUCAUCCUUUG
Messenger RNA from Fundulus heteroclitus (mummichog), 1305 nucleotides. RefSeq names its product sialic acid-binding Ig-like lectin 6. NCBI's taxonomy places the organism in Eukaryota, Metazoa, Chordata, Actinopteri, Cyprinodontiformes, Fundulidae. The record is from RefSeq and is a predicted model, not a curated record.